UCUCACUCCCUAUCCUAUCCUGUCUAAAAUCGGGACAUAGAAAGAGGCUUCAAGAAGUGUCUAGAACACGGCGAGAUUUAAGAUCCAAUUUCACCAUUGACGCCCGAUUGAACCAGCAUCCAGGCCCUGAAAAAAAAAGAUUGCCACUUGUCAUCCAUGGGACCCUUUCACGUUCCUCGGAGACUUGCAGAUCAAGAAAUGCUCUUUGAGGCUCCAGCCCUAGCAUCUGCAGUACCGAAUCAAAAUGACCUGAAUAAGCAAGCAGAGCAGAGCCUGAGAACCUAAAAUGAUGAAUAUGACGGCAAUGUUGACGAGAGGCGUUCGAAACUUAACCGCCGUAACUGUAACAAGGAGAGCUUCGUUUUACCGCUUAUUUUCUUCAACCUCCUCGUCAACCCCCUCUCCGCCUCCUUCCGGCGUAGUCGUUUCAGGUGCCGCUGCUGACGUGGCCGAUGUCGUCGAAGAAGAAGAAGAUGAAGCGCAGAAUCUGGUGUACUCGGAUGCGGCCGCUUCCUUGGCCGUCAAGCCGGCGAUCCCCACUAUCCUUCAGCCACGUGUCGUCGUCUACGACGGCGUCUGCCACCUCUGCCACCGAGGGGUGAAGUGGGUGAUCAAAGCAGACAAGCAUAGGAAGAUCAAGUUUUGUUGCCUUCAGUCGAAGACUGCCGAGCCGUACUUGAGGCUGUGUGGUUUGGAUCGCGAGGAUGUUCUCCGUCGCUUUUUGUUCAUCGAAGGCCCGGGCUUAUAUCACCAAGCAUCAACCGCUGCCUUGAGAGUUUUGUCCUACUUGCCGAUGCCUUAUUCUGCUUUAAGCACACUCUUGGUAGUUCCAACUCCACUGAGGGAUGCUGUCUACGAUCAUGUUGCCAAGCGACGGUAUGACUGGUUCGGGAAGGGUGAAGAUUGCUUAGUUUUGCAAGAGAAAGAGCUGCUUGAACGUUUCAUUGAUAGGGAAGAAAUGAUGGAUCGGAGUAAAUCAGAUUUGUGAUUAGCUUCUUAAAUGCCAUGAGCCCCAUUUUGUUUGUGGAUGAAUUGGUUAAUAUUCUAAAGGGGAUAUAGAUAUCUAAUGUUGUAAAUGCGGGGUGUAGCUUGGCAAAGCCUUUUUUGUCAUAACUAGGAGUUUCAUCACUGGUAUUACAGGUAUCACAUAUUAUGCAACGUAAUUCAACACUUCAGUUUUGAUCAAAUAUUGAUUUAAGGGAAUGCUCAUA
This is a messenger RNA of Corylus avellana, 1211 nucleotides long. RefSeq names its product Putative thiol-disulfide oxidoreductase DCC. Gene Ontology annotation, molecular function: protein-disulfide reductase activity. The record is from RefSeq and is a predicted model, not a curated record. NCBI's taxonomy places the organism in Eukaryota, Viridiplantae, Streptophyta, Magnoliopsida, Fagales, Betulaceae.